Canariomyces notabilis is the source of this 936-nucleotide messenger RNA. RefSeq lists its product as uncharacterized. Lineage: Eukaryota; Fungi; Ascomycota; Sordariomycetes; Sordariales; Chaetomiaceae. The transcript has 4 exons. The record is from RefSeq and is a predicted model, not a curated record. Bases 1 to 936 code for a protein of 311 amino acids. Gene Ontology annotation, molecular function: mRNA binding. Gene Ontology annotation, cellular component: mRNA cleavage and polyadenylation specificity factor complex. Gene Ontology annotation, biological process: mRNA 3'-end processing.
AUGUCAACGAGGCAGCCUUCACGUUCGGUGUUUGUGGGCAACAUUCCCUACGGUUUGACUGAAGAGCAAAUAAUCGAGCUGUUCAGCGGCGCCGGCAGGGUGCUCAGUUUCCGACUUGUCAACGACCGGGAAACGGGACGGCCGAAAGGGUUUGGCUUUGCUGAAUAUGCCGAUUAUGACUCUGCGGCCUCGGCAGUCCGAAAUUUAAACGACUACGAAAUCAUGGGUCGCAAACUCCGUGUAGACUUCAGCAACGAGAGUGUUAGCGAUGAGGAUGGCCGCGAUCGUGAUGGCGGGGCGAACCAAGGCGCUCAAGCUGGCGGAUACCAGAAGUACAACAACGCCAACGGCAGCACUUCCGCAAUGCCACCAGCAGGAGGAGGUGCGGCGUCUCUCCCGCCUCUUCCCCAGGGUAAGGACCUGCCUCCGGGAGUAACCUGCGCAGACGCCAUCUCGCGUACCCUGAACACCCUUCCUCCUGCCCAGCUACUCGAUAUCCUCCAGCAAAUGAAGGCUCUCGCGACGGGGGACCCAGCUCGCGCCACCGAAUUGCUCAAUCAGGCGCCCCAGCUGGGCUAUGCCAUCUUCCAGGCGCUCCUAAUCAUGGGUCUGGUGUCGCCAGACGCAAUCAACUCUGUCCUGGAGACGGGCAGCGCUGCGCCUGCCGCUCCACCCGCAGGGGUUGCACCUUACGGAGGGGCAUACCCUGGCCUAACGGGCACUCCGCCUGUGCCGGCCGCAGGACCGGGCGCUUACGUAGCACCUGCACCUGUGGCUGCCGCAGCCCCGGCUGCUGCUCCCCCGGCCCAAGAUCCCGAGGCCCUCAUGCGAGCAGUCAUGGAGCUGCCGCAGUCGACGAUCGACCAGCUGCCCGAAUUGGAGAGGCAGCAGAUCAUGGCGCUCAGGGCGAGCUACGAGGCGCAGACGCGGCGAUAA